CUGACCGCCCGCUCCCCCCAGGUGCGCGCCGGCUGCGGCCGCACAAAGCGGGCGGGAGCGAUGCAGAGCUGAGCAGCUGCGGGGUCGCCUGCAGCCCUUGCCCUCCUCCGCCGAGCCGGACCCCGGCCAGGUGCAUGGGCAGCCGGGCACUGCCGCCGCCGCCGCCGCUGCUGCUGCGGGGCUCCGCGUCCCCAGGGCACCUGUCCAGAUACUGAUUUUGGGUUGAUCUGCUCACAGCCGAACUUUGUGCAAGCUUCUGGAACAAAGAGGAACAGUAAAGAGACUUCCGAUCGUUUCCUGUCUUUAGGAAACUUUUAAAAACAUCUAUCUUUUGGAUGUCCAAACAUUUCAAGCUGAAGUUUAAGUUUUAUAUUUUCUGCUUGAUAACCAAUUAUAUAUUCACUAUAUUUCUAUCUUAAGGGGCUGGCAGUUGACCUUACCAGCUAACCAGCAUGGCUAGGAUUAGAUUUGUUUUAACAGUUUUCCAGUUGGUGCUAGAAUUGCUGAUGAAUUCAUUAACGGAGUCUUCCAUACAGAAUAAUGAAUGUCCGCAGCUUUGUGUAUGCGAAAUCAGGCCAUGGUUUACACCACAGUCAACCUACAGAGAAGCUACAACGGUUGAUUGCAAUGACCUUCGUUUAACAAAAAUCCCCAGCAAUCUUUCCAGUGACACUCAAGUUCUCCUCUUGCAAAGUAACAACAUUGCAAAGACUACAGAUGAACUCCAACAGCUUUUCAAUUUAACAGAAUUAGAUUUUUCACAGAAUAAUUUUACUAGCAUUAAAGAUGUGGGGCUCGCAAAUCUCUCUCAACUCACUACAUUACAUCUGGAGGAAAACCAGAUAACAGAGAUGACUGACUACUGCUUGCAGGACCUGUGUAAUCUUCAGGAACUAUAUAUAAAUCACAACCAGAUUAGUAGCAUUUCUGCAAAUGCAUUUUCUGGCCUGAAGAAUCUUUUAAGAUUGCAUCUUAAUUCCAACAAAUUAAAGGUUAUUGAUAGUCGCUGGUUUGAUUCUACUCCUAAUUUGGAAAUUCUGAUGAUUGGUGAAAAUCCAGUGAUUGGAAUACUAGACAUGAAUUUCAAGCCACUGUCAAAUUUAAGAAGUCUAGUUUUGGCAGGCAUGUACCUCACCGAUAUCCCUGGAAAUGCAUUAGUUGGGUUGGAUAGUCUUGAAAGUCUUUCCUUUUAUGAUAAUAAAUUGGUCAAAGUUCCUCAACUUGCACUUGAGAAAGUACCAAAUUUAAAAUUCCUGGAUCUUAACAAAAAUCCGAUUCACAAAAUACAGGAAGGUGACUUUAAAAAUAUGCUCCGAUUAAAGGAACUUGGAAUAAAUAAUAUGGGAGAACUAGUUUCUGUUGAUAGAUAUGCACUAGAUAACCUUCCUGAACUUACAAAGCUUGAAGCCACCAACAACCCAAAGUUGUCUUACAUCCAUCGUUUAGCAUUUCGUAACGUUCCUGCACUGGAAAGCCUGAUGCUCAACAACAAUGCCUUGAAUGCAGUCUACCAAAAGACAGUGGAAUCCCUUCCAAACCUACGUGAGAUCAGUAUCCACAGUAAUCCACUCAGGUGCGACUGCGUCAUUCACUGGAUAAACUCAAAUAAAACCAAUAUCCGUUUCAUGGAGCCUCUGUCCAUGUUUUGUGCUAUGCCACCCGAAUACAGAGGCCAACAGGUGAAAGAAGUGUUAAUACAAGAUUCAAGUGAACAGUGUCUUCCAAUGAUUUCUCAUGAGACUUUUCCAAAUCAUUUGAAUUUGGAUAUAGGCAUGACAGUAUUUUUAGACUGCCGGGCCAUGGCAGAACCAGAACCGGAAAUUUAUUGGGUAACUCCACUGGGAAAUAAAAUAACAGUUGAAAGUCUCUCGGACAAAUACAAGUUAAGUAGUGAAGGUACCCUGGAAAUCUCUAAUAUUCAGAUUGAAGACUCUGGGAGAUAUACGUGUGUGGCUCAGAACGUAGAAGGGGCCGAUACGAGAGUAGCUACUAUACGAGUGAAUGGAACGCUUUUGGAUGGUACUCAGGUUCUGAAAAUAUAUGUCAAGCAAGCAGAAUCUCAUUCAAUCUUAGUUUCUUGGAAAGUUAAUUCUAAUGUCAUGACCUCUAAUCUAAAAUGGUCAUCAGCCACUAUGAAGAUUGAUAACCCUCACAUUACGUAUACUGCUAGGGUCCCAGUUGAUGUGCACGAAUAUAACCUCACUCACUUGCAGCCAUCCACAGAUUAUGAAGUGUGCCUAACUGUGUCAAACAUCCAUCAGCAAACACAAAAGUCUUGUGUUAACGUUACGACAAAAACCGCAGCUUUUGCGCUUGACAUUUCCGACCAAGAAACCAGCACUGCCCUUGCAGCAGUAAUGGGAUCAAUGUUUGCCGUAAUCAGCCUUGCCUCCAUCUCUGUUUAUAUUGCUAAAAGAUUUAAGAGAAAAAACUACCACCAUUCAUUGAAAAAGUAUAUGCAAAAGACAUCUUCGAUCCCACUGAACGAGCUGUAUCCUCCACUUAUUAAUCUCUGGGAAGGUGACAGUGAAAAAGACAAAGAUGGCUCUGCAGAAACCAAGCCAACUCAAGUCGACACAUCCAGAAGCUAUUACAUGUGGUAACUCAGAGGAUAUUUUGCUUCUGGUAGUAAGGAGCACAAAGACUUUUUUGCUUAUUCUGCAAAAGUGAAAAGUUGAAGACUUUUAUAUUUCUGACUUUGCUAGUUUGUGGCAGAGUGGCGAGGACAGGUGGAUAUUUCAGAAUUUUUUAGUAUAGCGUAUCGCAAUUGUUUGACACAAAUGGCGGCUUCACCUAGCUUCCAGUUUUUUUUUAUUUUUUUAUUUAGUUUCUGUGCUAAAGUUAAUACUGUUCUAACUACAGUGCUGAAAAAAAAUUAAUGACAGGCUGGGGUUUCCCUGCGAGUCACAAGUAGCAAGACCCCAUUUUUUCUGAAGCCAUCAGUAGAGAGUACAGUAUCCUGCAAAAGCUAACAUACAGUUUUGAAACUGCAUUGAAAUAGUUUUGUAACACUCUGGUCUAAAGACUCUUUAACUGAGAAACAAAGACUAGAUCUUGAAUGAUGUUAGUUGACUGUACUGUAAUGUUGUAUCAACUGAUUUGAAUGUUUUUGAACAAUGACUUUUCUUUCCUUUCUUCUUUUUGUAAUAGUUUAAAAGGCUUAGGUAAAGCUAACGGGCAAUAGAAAAACGUACAUCCAGUUUUUUAAAUGUAACAGACUAAAUGUUAAUUGUUAUCUUAUUCUUUUUAUUAUAUUUAGUAGACUAUUUUAAAGAUUACUAGAGUUUUGUUGUGCUUAAUCCACCAACACAUGGUGUAUAAUGAAGGCAGAACUAUAAUAAAUUACAGUUUUGUUCUGAUUUUUUUUUUUUUAGAACGGUCACAAUAACGUAUCAUUUUUAGUUGUCGCUAGUUUGGCUGGUGAACAUAUUUAGACAUGAAAUAUAUCCAAACUGCUAUAUAAAAUGUGUGGAUUUUUAUAAAGCCAGUUCUCAACAGAUUUCCUUUUUUUUUUUUUUUUUUCUUCUAAAGAAGUAUCUCUUUUUAAUUGGGAUGUUUUUGCUGGGUUUCUAUAUUAAAAACAAAAUAUUGAAGAGAACGUAAUCAGAAAGAUAUUGUGGUGUAAGACUUUGUUGCUGUUUCACAUGCAAAAUUAAAACUUUGAUAUAAUGAGGUACAUGGCAAGAAACUAUACUGAACAUGAUAUGUUUUCCCUUUUUAGUUGGUAUUGAAAGCUAAGAGAUGCAUGAGGAAUCAGAACUCUGGGUAGAGGGGAAAUCUUUUAUUAAACCAAGUAGAUACAUGCAAAAAAAUAUACACCUGAAGCAUUUUGCUGCCACUCUGACAGAAAGAACUGUUUCUCAGAUCACCAAGUUGAAUUAUAAUGGUUGAAUCCAUACACAUAUUUUACCGUUAAAAAGAUCCAUUUUUAUUUGGAUUACGGUCUUUUCACAUAGUAAUUAUGGUAUGUAAAACUGAUGCAUUAACUGAUGUAAAAUGUGUCCAACAAUCAAUAUUGGUCUUUUAUAGACUUUCAAAUAAUCUGUAGCUCAAACUGUAUUACUAAAAAUAAUAGAGGGUAGAUUAAUGUGGUACAAAAUUAACACAGUGGUUAAAUUUUAUUAACAACUGACAACUGGGUUUUCAGAAGCAAUCUGUUUUGGCUCCUAGCAAAGUCCUUGACACAAGGACAGUGCAUUGAGGUCACCAAAGGGAUAGGUUUCUGAUGCAACAUCUGUUAUUGUCAUGCCAGAUGCCAAAGGAGCAAGUGCAGAAUUCUCUAAGUAAUUUUCUACGUUUCCUCUUCUCCUGCUUACCCCGGUGUAAUAAAGUGCUGACUUUGCAAUUGCCAUGUGGCGUGUGCAAAUUAGGAACAUGUUUCCAUAUCAAGUAACUAUUUUUGAGUUACUAGUGAGCAAAAAUAAAUCGUCUUUAUGUUU
Gavialis gangeticus (Gharial) is the source of this 4439-nucleotide messenger RNA. It is a transcript of the gene LRRN1, whose product is annotated as leucine rich repeat neuronal 1. The coding region runs from base 453 to 2603 and encodes 716 amino acids. The transcript is spliced from 2 exons. Lineage: Eukaryota; Metazoa; Chordata; Crocodylia; Gavialidae. The record is from RefSeq and is a predicted model, not a curated record. Gene Ontology annotation, molecular function: protein binding.